Messenger RNA from Eutrema salsugineum, 1341 nucleotides. RefSeq lists its product as uncharacterized. Lineage: Eukaryota; Viridiplantae; Streptophyta; Magnoliopsida; Brassicales; Brassicaceae. The transcript is spliced from 4 exons. The coding region runs from base 1 to 1341 and encodes 446 amino acids. Gene Ontology annotation, molecular function: zinc ion binding; nucleic acid binding. The record is from RefSeq and is a predicted model, not a curated record.
AUGGCAAGAGGUGAUCGAAGACAGCAUGCUGUGGGUGACAACUCGGCGGCUAGGAACGCCGAGGGUAGAAAUCAGGAUCAGGUUGAUCGAAAUGCGGGCAUUUCUGGGAAUGGCGAGAAUGCGGCUGCGGCUGCUGUGGCUGGAGCUGUUCUAAACGUUGCUGCUACCCCUGUUGGAUUGGAAGCGGUGUUUGCACCACCGCUUGUCGUGCAAGUGAAUCCGCCUGCUGAAGCGGAUGAGGGAAUUGCCGGUGUAAGGGUCCCAUCUUAUCUGAAGGUGAUGGACCACUUGCAGAAGUUGGGUACGAAAUUCUUUCAGGGAGGAACUAAGCCGAUUGAGGCUGAUGAUUGGAUCGACCGUCUGGAGAGGAACUUCGAGUCAAUCCGCUGCCCGGAGCAGUACAAGAAGCUAAGUUACUUGGUAACGCUGCUGCGGCUGGGCCGAAAAAGGAUGGACCGUCUGGCAAACCACCCGCGGAUCGUAACGCUGGUUCAACCAAUAGGAAGGAAAAACGUGCGAGCUGGCAGCGCGUCUGGUGCUUGUCUUCGGUGCGGAAGCAUGGAGCACAAGGUGAAGGAUUAUCCGGAAGAGGAUAAACGCAGAAAGUACCCAGGGAACAAAUCAGAUGAGAGGGUUUGUUUCCAUUGCAGUGAGACUGGGCACAUUAACCCGAGAUGCCCAGAACUGAUGCAAGUCGCGCAGCACACUGGGAAAAGACCGAGUGAAGGAUCAGCGCCUCCGGCAAAGAGGCAGGCCAUGAUGACGCGGAUCUAUGUUGUGGCUGAGGAGACCGUGGAGGAUCCGAGUUCUUCACGUCCAAUCACUGAAAGAUGGGAUUUUCGGCUGUGUAUCGACUACCGUGGGGUGAACAGAGUUACAGUGAAGAACAAGUACCCUUUGCCGCGGAUAGAUGAGCUGUUGGACCAACUUCAAGGGGCGACUUGGUUCAGCAAGAUCAAUUUGGCUUCGGGUUAUCAUCAGAUACCCAUAGAAGAGUCGGACGUGAGAAAGACCGCCUUUAGGACAAGGAGUCGGGAAGAACAUGUGGUUCAUGUAAGGACCGUGAUGAAUCGGCUAAGGGAGCAUAAGCUGUUCGCCAAGCUCAGUAAGUGCAUCUUUUGGCAAAAGGAGAUAGGAUUCUUGGGUCAUGUGGUCUCGGACAAGGGUGUGUCUGUUGACCUGGAGAAGAUUAAGGCAAUCGCGGAUUUGCCUAGACCUGAGAAUGCCUCAGAGAUAAGAAGUUUUUUGGGCUUAGCUAGGUAUUACCAUUGGUUUGUUAAGGGAUUUGCGAGCAUGGCUCAGCCAAAAGGACGUACCAUUUUUGUGGUCGGCCGAGUGUGA